Conger conger (European conger) is the source of this 954-nucleotide messenger RNA. Its product is annotated as death-associated protein 1 homolog. The transcript has 4 exons. Lineage: Eukaryota; Metazoa; Chordata; Actinopteri; Anguilliformes; Congridae. Gene Ontology annotation, molecular function: death domain binding. Gene Ontology annotation, biological process: apoptotic signaling pathway; cellular response to amino acid starvation; negative regulation of autophagy. The record is from RefSeq and is a predicted model, not a curated record. The coding region runs from base 166 to 519 and encodes 117 amino acids.
CCGUACUGUAUUUCCAAACAACGGGCAGAGACAGGAAAGCCACGUUGACGAAAUCACAAAAGUUGCACAGCGGAGGAGCACAGAUUACGUUCAGGAAAGGGAAGGACGCUGGAUUUAAAAAUCAUUCUGUUUUUACUUUAUUGCAAGCAUUGAUAUUAUAUAGCUAUGUCAUCACCUCCUCAAUCAAAAGUCGAUUUGAAAGGCGAAAUGAAAGGCGGACAUCUCCCUGCAGUGAAGGCAGGUGGGAUGAGGAUAGUCCAAAAACACCAGGUCACCGUCCCUGAACCAGAAAAGGACAAGGACAAGGAGAAAGAGAAGGAGGAGAACAACGAGGAAGAAGAGACUGAAAAAAGCGGACCAACCAAGCCGACGGUGAUCGUCUCAGGAGUCGUAACAAAGGGGGACCGCGACUUCACACCAGCGGCUGCGCAGGUAGCCCAUCAGAAGCCCACGCCCUGCGUGGAGAAGCUGCCCCAGGCCCACCACAUCAACCAGCACAUCCACCAGCCCCGCAAGUGAGCCACCAAUCCAACGCCAGCACUCAGGUUACCCAGGGAGACGUCGCCCACAUUCCACCAAUCCGCACCCAGGAGAGGCGGACCCUUGUCUGUCGCGCUGCUUUGUGCCAAGUAGAAGUGUGGUCACUCUCCACGUUAAUCGCCUUUUAAUUUCUCACUGUAAGAACCUUAAGGUCUUGUGCCAAACUAAGUAAGUGAACUGAUUCCAGUGUUUGACAUUUGAAUCAGUUUAUGAUUUUAUCUUCAAAUUACUUUUAGGAAUGAGUCAAAUUGUUUAAGAAAAAAAAAAAAAACCCACAGAAAAGUAAUAAAAUCAUGUUUAUUUCAUACUGGAAUUAUUCCCUGCAGAUCAAGAAGCAGUGGUUUGUCUUUUUUUCUUCUGGUUUUAAAAUAAAAUGUUAACAAUUAUGAAAAAAUAAAAGAAUAUGUGGAAAGA